Messenger RNA from Monoraphidium neglectum, 225 nucleotides. RefSeq lists its product as hypothetical. The transcript has a single exon. The record is from RefSeq and is a predicted model, not a curated record. Lineage: Eukaryota; Viridiplantae; Chlorophyta; Chlorophyceae; Sphaeropleales; Selenastraceae. The coding region runs from base 1 to 225 and encodes 74 amino acids.
AUGCUCGCCGCCCGCCUCGUCGCAUGCGCCCAACACUACGAUGGCUUGCUGCUGCUGCUGCUGCUGCUGCUGCUGCUGCUGCUGCUGCUGCUGCCGCUGCUGCUGGUGCUGCUGUGGACGCAAGCCUUCUGCAUCGCUCAAGUACUGCUGCUGCUGCUGCUGCUGCUUGCCAUCCUGCUGGGUGGCUGGACGCUCGUAUUCCUGCAGAUCCUGCUGCUCUGGUGA